Zootermopsis nevadensis is the source of this 1775-nucleotide messenger RNA. RefSeq names its product narrow (gene nw). NCBI's taxonomy places the organism in Eukaryota, Metazoa, Arthropoda, Insecta, Blattodea, Termopsidae. The record is from RefSeq and is a predicted model, not a curated record.
UCCGCUAACUACAAACCGAGGGCACAAAAGACGCGGGAUACUGCGGAGCGUACACAGACACAUUCUCUCGCGGAGACAUCAACGACCGGUUAGAACAGGAACCUCAGCCACACGCUGCAAUGACGACCGCUGGAAGCUGGAUAUCAGCCACAGUACUCUUAUUAGCUACUAUAGUAUCAAUUUGUGGUCAGCGCAUCACUACCAUUCAGCUGGAUGGGGUCCAGUAUUUCAUAAGCCGUAUGAACCCAUACUCGCCUGAGCUAAACUACUUCUUGGCCUAUCAGUACUGUCGCUCCAUUGGGCUUCAACUGGCUUCUUUUGAAUCGAAAGAGAAAGCAGAUUCCAUGGCUCAAUACCUUAUUAAUGCAGGUUACAAUGGUCACGACUACUGGACAUCAGGUAACCGACUUGGCACUGACAUGCUCAUCUGGAUGAGCUCUGGUGCCACCUUCAACGCUACAUUCGAUUACAUGAGGAAGGCGUUUGGUAACGAUCUGGACACCAGCACCAACGGCCCUAGUGGCGAAGACUCUACUGAGACCGGCCCCAGCACAUCAGCAAAACCAGUGUCUGCAAGAUGGGCCCGCCACAGACAAGGUCGAGACAGCAGCUUGAAGACUGGCUGUGUGACACUCAAGGCACCAGACCUGGAGUGGGAUACUGAUGACUGUGAAGGGAACAAGGAUUUCAUUUGCGAGCAGACAAGAUGCUAUUAUUACAACUAUGGCUCUAUUCCAGUCUCCACAUCUCAGGGAAACAACAAAGUCAACAAACCAACAAAAGAAACAACAACUGAAGAAACGGAUUCUACAAAUGUAACCUCUGUACCAAGAAACAACAGCAACACCCCACUAGGACCACUCUUGAAUUUCACAAUCAAUCGCCAUAUAACAUUAAGACCCAAUGCACAUGAUGUUCAGACCUCGCAACAGUCUUCAACGCCCGCUGCUGACCUGUCACUUGGAGGGAACCCUGCAGCCAGAGCUGUAUCUGACAGAGACACUGACAACAAUGUGGUAUAUGUAACAGCAAUUGGUGCAAACAAUGAUCAACAAGCUGUUGCAUAUGUCAACAUGAAUGCUGGCUUCAAUGCUGAUCAAAUUUCAAAUGUUGAAAUAACAACAAAGAAAGCAAAUGACAAACCUAAUAUUGGGCUUCUUAAUGAAGAUGACUUGUCGACAACAAUAAGCAUAACAACAUCAAAGAUAACACACUAAAGAACUAAAUAUGAUAAGGUGAAAGCCUCAAUUACUUUUAGACAUGUAACAGCACCAUGAUUUAAUUAAUGCUCUUACUAAGCAGUACUAAGUUGUAAUUGUUAGACUGUUUUUUUAAAAGUUAAAUAAUGCUUACAAGUCAGAUAUCUCUGCCUAAGGUGAAGACAGAGUAAAGUUUCAACAACAACAGCAACAAAAUCAAAAACUGAAGCCGUUAUUCAUCUGAAAUAAUGUUACAACAGACAUCACUACACAGAAACCUUCAUGGUGCAUACAUUAAGAAUUCAUCUCUUGGGUUAAGAUAAGCUCAAUCUUCAUUACUUUUCAAUGUCGGUGAGUUGGUAGUGUGUGUUGUUCUACAAACCAUUGAAUUACAAAUGUUUAUGGUGUCUUCAGUUACAACAUCCAUAACCAAUUCACUGUUGACACAUCCAUUGACUAUUCUCUGUUAACAUAUUUCAUUUUGCUUGUGGUCUUUAGAUUACUGUAGGAAUGUAGUUCCUUGUAUAAGAUAUAACGGAAUAAAGGUACUCUAAAAUCAGGAAGUUCUGGUAAGAA